Seriola dumerili (greater amberjack) is the source of this 3539-nucleotide messenger RNA. It is a transcript of the gene aff4, whose product is annotated as AF4/FMR2 family member 4. The coding region runs from base 72 to 3539 and encodes 1155 amino acids. Gene Ontology annotation, cellular component: nucleus; super elongation complex. The record is from RefSeq and is a predicted model, not a curated record. The transcript has 21 exons. Gene Ontology annotation, biological process: regulation of gene expression. NCBI's taxonomy places the organism in Eukaryota, Metazoa, Chordata, Actinopteri, Carangiformes, Carangidae.
GGAAAAGACAAAGAGAAAAGAGCUUUCCAAUAGCUAGAAUGGUUUGGGCCUAAAAAGAAGACAAGAGCAACAUGAACCGUGAGGACCGGAAUGUGCUCCGAAUGAAAGAAAGAGAAAGGAGAAAUCAAGAAAUCCAGCAGGGAGGAGGAGAGGCCUUUCCAGCAAAUUCCCCUCUCUUCCCUGAACCUUACAAAGUGUCCAGCAAGGAAGAUAAACUGUCCAGCCGUAUUCAGAGCAUGCUGGGCAAUUACGACGAGAUGAAAGAGCCCAUCGGUGACACACUUCCAAAGCUUGGCGGUAAACCUUCUAACAGCUCGUCUUCCUCUGAGGAGAAAUCAGGCCCACCUUUGUUUGGCGGGGACCAGCGUGGUGUCGGUAGUGGUGGCAGCAGCCAGAGCAGUAAGUGGACUCCUGUUGGUCCCGCAGCAGGUGGAUCUUCAUCCCAAUCCCAGAAACGCUCAGGACUCCAGGGUGGGCACGGCAGCCAGAGGGGCAACGGAGGUAGUAGCGGCAGCAGUAGUAGCCAAAGACACGGAGGAGAGGUGCGGGAAAAGAAAUCAAGUAAACAUAGCGGAGCGUCGGAGCACUCAAAGUCACACACAUCGAGUCCGGCCAAGGGCUCUCUGAGUUCCUCCAGCAGCAACAGCCACUCACGGAGCUCCCUGUCUGCCGAGCAGCAUCACAGCAAGGAGCGCUACCGCUCCAAGUCCCCACGAGACAGAGAGGCCAACUGGGACUCACCCUCACGGGUUCACACCUCCUUCACCAGUGGACAGCAUUCGAGUCAGGCCUUCCCCCCAUCUCUCAUGUCCAAGCCCGGCUCCAUGCUGCAGAAGCCAACGGCCUAUGUGCGGCCUAUGGACGGCCAGGAAACAGCAGAACCCAAGAGCUCACAAGCAGAAAGCUACAGCGGACAGUCGCACAGCAGCACCAUGGGAGAGAUGAAGUCCAACGGCAAGGCCUCGCUUUCCAAACUCAAGAUCCCCUCACAACCUGUGGAGGGCCCUGGUGAUGCCAACUGUGUCGAUGAAAUUCUGAAGGAAAUGACUCAGUCGUGGCCCCCUCCGCUGACAGCCAUCCACACCCCCUGCAAAACAGAGCCCUCCAAGUUUCCAUUCCCUACCAAGGACUCUCACCCUUUUCCAGGUGGACACAAGCGAGGCAGUUCCUCCAAGAGCUCCAGCAGCCACCAGUCCAAAGCUUGCGAUGACCAGCCCACUAUGCUGGAAGAUGACCUGAAGCUGAGCAGCAGCGAAGAUAGUGAUGUAGAACAGGAGUCUACCAAGAAUGCCUCAAGGAACACGUCAGCAAGCAAUAACAGUGAAGGAGCGGAGCAAUCGAGGGAUGACUCCAGCAGCCACAGCGGCUCAGAGAGCAGCUCGGGCUCAGACAGCGAGAGUGAAAGCAGCACGACAGACAGUGAAGCCAACGAGCACCCACGGCCCGCCUCUCCCGAACCUGAACAACCCAUGGCCAACAAGUGGCAGCUGGACAACUGGUUCAAGAAGGCAAAGCAGUUCUCCCCAGCUUCUCCAGUGGACAAUAAUGUUCCAACCAAAUGCAAGAAAGAGGGCAGAGAUAAUAGCUCAGGACGUGGCUAUGGUAGCCAGGGAGGGGGGUCAAAAGACUCAGUGGCACCCACCCCAAGUAGGGACCUACGGGCAGCGCAAAAGGGUGCAGAGGGUGGCCGCGGCCGGCAAAAAUCCCCCGCCCAGAGUGAAGGUGGCACGAAUCCGCGAAUCCGUGUGGGUAAAAAACAGCCCAAAAAGUCAGAGAAGCCCCCAGUGGUGGAGGAACCCAAGGGAGGUCUGCGAGUAGAGAGUGAGCCAGCUCCAGAGAUCCCUCCUCAUCGGCCCAAAGCUGCCACUAAGGGUUCCCGCAAACCAAGUAUCAAAAAAGAGCCUAAAUCCUCUCCGAGGCCGACCGCAGCUGCUGUUACCACCACUGUAGAUAAACGCAAAGCCAAGGCACCCACCAAGACUUCCCAGAAGUCUCGUGAGUUUGUCGAUACAGACUCUUCAUCAUCCGACUCUGAGGGGAACGAGAGCAUCCCGUCGUCGUCGCAGACGCCCAAGUACACAGAGAGUAUCAGGACCCCUGUGUGUGUGUUUUCUCCAAUGGAAGAGAAAGAGCUCUUGUCUCCACUGAGUGACCCUGAGGAACGCUACCCUGCAAGGCCGCCUCAGCAGCAGGUUUUACUAGUCAAAAUAGAUCUCAGUUUGCUGUCAAGGAUCCCAGGGCGGCCCUACAAGGAGCCUGUAGAGAUAAAAGUGGAGAGAGACGACUCUCUAGACAGGGACAGCAAAGACUUUAGCAAGCAGAGCUCUGAGAAGAGCUCCAGCAAGGCCAAGAGGAAACACAAGAAUGAUGAAGAAGGCACCAAGCCAGAGAGCAAGCGAUGCAAGCUAGAGGAUAAGUCUCUAUCUCAUCAUAAAAACAGCAGUAAAGAGUCUAAGAGGUCUUUGGAGAAGAAAGAGGAGCCAGUCCCUUCUCCUUCCAUGUCAGGUCUGCAGCGGACACCCAAGGCAGAGCAUCCGAGUCGGAAGAGGACGGUCAGCCAGUCCUCCACCUCUUUGUCCAGCGGGACAGGAAGUGGAAAGGAGGGUAGCCACAGCACCAAGGGCAACUCCACCUCCAAACACAGAAAAGGAGAAGACAAGGGACGCAGCACACGUGAUGGCAAGGAGAAAUCCUCAAAGGGCUGUGAUAACCAGCUGGCUGUGCCUCCACUCUCCACGGAUGGCUCCAAGUCUCAGAGAUCCAAGCUGGUGUUUGAGGACAGGGUCCAUUCGGCUGAUCACUACUUACAAGAGGCCAAGAAACUUAAACACAAUGCAGAUGCACUGCUGGACCGUUUUGAGAAGGCAGUUUACUACCUUGACGCUGUGGUGUCUUUCAUUGAAUGUGGUAACGCUCUGGAGAAGAGUGCCCAAGAGGCCAAGUCUCCCUUCCCCAUGUAUGCUGAAACUGUGGAGCUUAUCAAAUACACUAUGAAGUUAAAAAGCUAUAUGGCCCCAGAUGCUACUUCAGCAGACAAGAGGCUAGCUGUGCUUUGCCUACGAUGCCAGUCCCUCCUCUACCUGCGGUUAUUCAAGCUGAGGAAGGACAGUGCACUAAAAUACUCCAAAACACUCACCGAACACUUAAAGAAUUCUCUGAGUAACACCCAGGCUCCCUCUCCUGGAAUGGGAAAUAAGGCAGCGGGUAUGCCCUCCCCAGUGUCUCCCAAACUGUCCCCGGGCACGGCCAGUGGUUACUCGUCAGUCAGCAGCAGCAGCAGCGCCAGUUCGUCUGUGACCAUACCUCAACGUAUCCACCAGAUGGCUGCCAGCUACGUCCAGGUCACCUCCAACUUCCUGUACGCCACCGAGGUCUGGGACCAGGCUGAGCAACUAUCCAAAGAGCAGAAAGACUUCUUCCUGGAGUUGGACAAGGUGAUGGGUCCUCUGAUCUUCAACACCAGCAGCAUGACAGAACUGGUGCGUUACACACGGCAGGGCCUCCACUGGCUGCGCCUGGACGCAAAGCUUAUUCCCUAG